AUGGAGAAAUCAUUUCUCUUCACUCCGUCGGACGUGCUUGACCACUUCAAUGUCUCAGAGCAUACUGGCCUGUCUCAGGAGGCUGUGCUGAUAUCAAGAAAGAAAUAUGGUCCAAAUGCUCUGGAAGAAGAACCUCCGACCCCGCUCUGGGAAUUGGUACUGGAGCAAUUCAAAGACCAGCUUGUCCUCAUCCUGUUGGGUUCCGCUGCUGUCUCCUUUGUCUUGGCUCUGUUUGAAGAGAGUGACGAUUGGACUGCUUUUGUUGACCCGGCCGUGAUCCUGACCAUUUUGAUCCUCAACGCCGUGGUUGGUGUGACCCAGGAAAGCAGUGCGGAGAAGGCUAUUGCCGCUCUCCAGGAAUACUCCGCCAAUGAAGCCAAAGUCGUUCGUGAUGGAAAGAUUCAGCGUGUGAAGGCUGAGGAUCUGGUGCCAGGAGAUGUGAUUCAGAUCGCUGUCGGUGACCGUGUCCCCGCCGAUUGUCGUCUACUCUCCAUCCACAGUAACAGCUUUCGUGUCGACCAGGCCAUCCUGACCGGCGAGAGUGAGAGUGUCGGAAAAGAUACCCUUGUCGUCAAAGAUCGUCAGGCUGUGAAGCAGGAACAACUGAACAUGCUUUUCUCGGGAACUACUGUCGUCAAUGGCCAUGCCACUGCUCUCGUUGUAUUGACUGGUGGAUCCACCGCUAUCGGUGACAUCCAUGAUAGCAUCACCUCCCAAAUCUCCGAACCCACCCCGCUGAAGAAGAAGUUGAAUGACUUUGGUGAUAUGUUGGCCAAAGUGAUCACCGUUAUCUGUGUUGCAGUCUGGCUCAUCAACAUCGAGCAUUUCAACGAUCCCGCCUUCGGUGGCUGGACCAAGGGUGCCAUUUACUACCUAAAGAUCGCAGUCUCGCUUGGUGUUGCGGCUAUUCCUGAGGGUCUCGCUGUGGUUAUCACCACCUGCCUCGCUCUGGGAACUCGCAAGAUGGCCCAGAAGAAUGCUGUCGUUCGCUCCCUGCCCUCGGUGGAAACUUUGGGCAGCUGCAGCGUAAUUUGCUCUGACAAGACCGGAACUUUAACCACCAAUCAGAUGAGUGUUGAGAAAAUCGUAUUCAUGAACAGCCUUGGCAGUGGCCUUGAUGAGAUCAAUAUUGAAGGCACUACUUUCGCCCCUGAGGGCAAGCUGACCCUCAAUGAGAAGAUUGUCGAGAAUCUUGCUGUUUCCUCCUCUACUGUGCGACAAUUGGCCGAAGUCACUGCCCUCUGCAACGCUGCAACCCUUGCUUAUGAUGCCAAGACCGGUGCGUUCUCGAACAUUGGUGAACCCACCGAGGCAGCCCUGCGCGCUCUGGUUGAGAAGAUUGGUACUAGCGAUGCCGCUACCAACGAAAAGCACUUCAGACUUCCUGUAUCUGAGCGAUUGCACAAUGCUAGCGCCCACUAUGAAUCCCUCCUCCCCGUCCAGGCCACAUAUGAGUUUUCUCGUGAUCGCAAGAGCAUGUCAGUCCUUGUUGGCAAGGGCACGGAACAGAAGCUUUUGGUCAAGGGUGCUCCUGAAUCUAUCUUGGAGCGCUGCUCGUACGUUUUGCAAGGCUCCGAAGGAUCGCGCGUCUCUCUCACCAAGGCCCACUCUAAGCUGCUCUCCGAAGAAGUUGUGGAGUAUGGUAACCGUGGUCUCCGUGUAAUGGCUAUCGCAAGCGUGAGCAAUGUUUCUGGCCAGGACCCUCUGUUCAAGAACGCCACGUCUUCCGAGGACUACACCAAACUGGAACAGAAUAUGACUCUCAUUGGUCUUGUUGGUAUGCUGGACCCUCCACGCCCCGAGGUUGCCGACUCUAUUAGAAAGUGCCACGCUGCUGGUAUCCGUGUCAUUGUUAUCACUGGUGACAACCCCAGCACUGCCGAAUCUAUCUGUCGCCAAAUUGGUGUGUUCGGACCCGACGAGAACCUUGAGGGCAAGAGCUUCACUGGUCGGGACUUUGACGCUUUGAGUGAAAGCCAGAAGAUCAAAGCUGUUCAAACUGCAUCUCUCUUCUCUCGUACCGAGCCUACUCAUAAGUCUAAGCUGGUCGAUCUCCUUCAGUCCAUGAAUCACGUUGUUGCCAUGACUGGUGAUGGUGUCAACGAUGCUCCCGCUCUUAAGAAGUCUGAUAUCGGUGUUGCCAUGGGCACUGGAACUGACGUUGCUAAACUCGCUGCCGAUAUGGUCCUUGCAGAUGAUAACUUCGCUACCAUCACCAUCGCGAUUGAGGAAGGCCGCUCCAUCUACAGCAACACCCAGCAAUUCAUUCGAUACCUCAUCUCUUCUAAUAUUGGUGAAGUUGUGUCUAUCUUCCUGACUGCUGCCCUGGGCAUGCCCGAGGCUCUGAUUCCCGUUCAGCUGCUGUGGGUCAACCUUGUUACCGAUGGUCUUCCUGCCACCGCUCUGUCUUUCAAUCCUCCUGACCAUGAUGUCAUGAAGCGUCCUCCUCGUCGUCGUGACGAGGCGCUUGUCGGUGGCUGGUUGUUGUUCCGCUACAUGGUUAUCGGUAUCUAUGUGGGUGCUGCCACUGUCGGUGGUUACGUCUGGUGGUUCUUGUACAACUCCGAGGGUCCCCAGAUCACCUUCUCGCAACUGUCCCACUUCCAUCACUGCUCUGCGCAGUUCCCUGAAAUUGGUUGCGAGAUGUUCUCCAAUAACAUGGCCAAGUCCGCCUCAACCGUCUCCCUCUCCAUCCUCGUGGUGAUUGAGAUGUUGAACGCCAUGAACGCCCUGUCCUCUAGCGAGUCCCUUCUGACAUUCUUCCUGAACAAUAACCCCAUGUUGAUCUAUGCAAUCACCCUGUCCAUGGCCCUCCACUUCGCCAUCCUCUACAUUCCAUUCCUGCAGGGUCUGUUUGCGAUUAUUCCUUUGAACUGGAACGAGUGGCAGGCUGUAUUGGCAAUUAGUGCUCCCGUCAUCGUUAUCGAUGAGGCCCUCAAGUUUGUCGAGCGCCGUCUGUACACUGUUCAUGUUUCCACUCCAGCCACACAGAACGGGGCUGUUGGGAAGUCUAAGCGGGCUUAA
Messenger RNA from Penicillium taxi, 3024 nucleotides. Its product is annotated as calcium-transporting ATPase. Gene Ontology annotation, cellular component: membrane. The transcript has 5 exons. Gene Ontology annotation, biological process: intracellular calcium ion homeostasis; calcium ion transmembrane transport. The record is from RefSeq and is a predicted model, not a curated record. Gene Ontology annotation, molecular function: ATP binding; ATP hydrolysis activity; P-type calcium transporter activity. NCBI's taxonomy places the organism in Eukaryota, Fungi, Ascomycota, Eurotiomycetes, Eurotiales, Aspergillaceae. Bases 1 to 3024 code for a protein of 1007 amino acids.